CCAUACCUGCUGGGAGAGGAAAAAAAGACAGAGUGAGAUAGAAGUCUGAUCUUGACCUAUCCAAAAUGGACAGGAAGCAUGAAGACGUAGAAGGAAGACCUGGUCCAGACUAGGACUUGCGUGCAUCGUUAUGCGACACCACAGACUAAAAGGCUGCUCGGGCUUAAAGAGAGCGGAUGACUUAAAACCUCACAAGCUGGCUGAUCUUAUGAUGUUGUUAUAAAGAGCCUGGAGGGGAUGUGUGAAUGGCACCAUUGGAAGUUGUAACAUGCUUAAGGAUUAGACAUUUUUGGGAUCUAACAAAAUGAUCAUCCUUGACACGGCAGAAGAAGACAUUUUGUAGCGAGACAUUUACAGCGACAGCAUCUUUCACCAAAAACCCACAAACGCCUUAACAACGGAAGUGACUGAGAUACACGCUAAUGGAGGAGGAAAACGUAUGCUGCUCUCUGCCAGAUGUUCCAGUCCUUCAGCAGCCUCAACAAGAGUCAUGGGCCUCUAUAGACCACCAGUACACCAAUGGAGAGCCGGAGACCAUUGUGUGGGGCGACACAGAGGUGCAGAUAAACCCCGAACACGGGACGGAUCAACUCUCCCCGAAGGCAGGACGAAAGACUCCUGAGGAGUUAGAGCCAUGGGAGCAGGAAAUAUGGCCGAUGACAUGUACCAGUGCUCCGCUGUCCUUCGCCACAGUGCAGUGGGACAUGCCCGACCCCUCUGCAGAGAAACCUUCAAUGAUGACUGACAUCAGCUCGGCCAAUGAGCUGAAAUCCGGCGGCGUGACGAGCCUAGACACCACUUCCCCGUCACUUCACCAAGACAUUAAUGCAGAGCUUUUCAAACCGGAGGGCAGAGGGGAAGAAGAUGAGUUUGAUUCACAGCUUCUCAACUCAAAUCUACAAUGGAUAGGAAGCGGCUCAGAGCCAUGUGAUGCUGCAGAUGUGCAAGAGCCGCCGACACAGGAAAGGGAAGAUCCCACACAUGAGCUGUUAGACAGUAAUAACGAAAUCCCACUGAGUACAGACUCAGAAGAAGAGGAGGGUCACUCAGCAACGUCAGAUACAGGUCAAACUGUAACUGACUUAAUCAAUAUUUUUGAAGAGAUUGAAGUCUCAGGAGAUGAAGCGUACAGUUUUGUCAAUUUAAAACUAGAAGAGGAACAGGAGGAGCCCGGCGUUCUGCUGACUGGACAGGAAGACUCCGAGGAAGCGCAAACCUCAGCGAACGGUGCUGGGAACGAGGAGGAAGGCGAGGGAGAAGAGGAGGAGCAGAUAAACGUGUCCGGUGCUGAAGAAAGUGAAGAGGCAAAAGCUGUCAGUUGUCCGAGUGAUGUGGAGCUUCCUGCAGAGCCACUACAAGCUGACGACACUGGACCAGCCGUAAACCCAGAUAAGCUAAUUGAUCUGCAGCAGCUUUUGGGGACUGAAGAGGACACAGAGUUACUAGAACGGUUACAUGAAGAUCCCACAGGUGAGACUGCAGCGCCAGAAAUGUGCAAAGACGUAGAUCAGAUCGUGGACCCCGAACAGUCAGAGGCUGCGGACGACAGCGUUGAACCGUCGGUACAGGCGGCAGAUGAUGCAGAGAGGAUAGAAAACUCACCAGACAUACUAGAGCUGAUUCAAAAACUGAAGGAGACGAGUUGUUUAGAGCAAGGAGAUUGUGACCAAACAACGUCACAGGACGCAGAGUCACCGCAGCCUGAACACGCCGAGUCCGAGCAGCUCGAGAUACCCGAGGAGUCCGAGCAGAUCCAAGCAGAGGUAUCCCAAGACCAGUUAGGACAACAUCUGGAACAGUCACCAGAGAUGGAACUGACAGAAGAGUCAACCCAACCUGAACAUGCAGACCUGCCAGAGGAGUCUACUCGGACAGUUUGUGUUGAAGCUGAAGACCCCGGAGUGGCGGAGCAGCAAGAACAGACGGAGCCACCGGAGCAGAAUGAGCAGACGCUGCAAACGGCCGACUUGUCUCAGCCAACGCUCUCUGAGACAAAUGAGUCAGGAGUAACAGAGCAUCUGUCUCCUGAGACCGAGGUCACACAGCAGACAGCAGAGGCCGAGCUCAAUCAGGUGGACAAACAGGCUGAGACGUCACAUCAGGGUGAAGAAGUGGGAGGUGCCGGGGACGGAUCCGUGCAAACAGUUGUCGCAAAUGGAGAGCCACCCAAAUCCCCCGAGACAGCAGUACCUCAUAUGAAUGGAGACGAGGUGAACAGAGAGAUGGCCCGCCGCCUCGCUGAGCGGCUGUUUAAGUUGGAUGGGAUCCAACGUGUGGACGUGGUGAAGCACUUAGACAAAGAUAAUGACUUCAGUCGUGCAGUCGGGGAAGAAUACCUCAAACACUUUGACUUCACCGAACAAACUCUGGAUCAUGCCCUGAGAUCUUUUCUGAAAGUGGUGAUACUGAUAGGAGAGACCCAGGAGAGGGAGCGUGUGCUGCAGCAUUUCGCCUGCCGCUUCCACGAGUGCAACCCCGACUCCUUCACCUCCUCAGAGUCUGUUUUGGCUCUCACGUGUGCUUUAAUGCUUCUCAACACUGACUUGCACGGACAGAAUGUAGGAAAAUCCAUGUCCUCGUCCAAAUUUGUGUCCAACCUCGAUGGGAUGAAUGAAGAAGGAAACUUCAGCAAGGAUCUCUUGAAAAGUCUUUACAACUCCAUAAAGAGUGAGCCGCUGCAGUGGGCUGUUGACGAUGAGGAGUUGAAGAGCUCCGUGUUGGUGGACGAAGAUGCAGCAGAAGAUGCGCCGCAGCGUUCAAAAGCCAACCCCUUCCAGGACGUUCCUCAUGACAAAACGGCCUCUGUGGUCAAACAGGGAUUUGUCCAGAGAAAGCUGCACGCCGACAUUGACGGCAAACGCACUCCGUGGGGGAGGAGAAGCUGGAAGACUUUCUACGGCGUGCUGAGGGGAAUGGUCCUUUACUUACAGAAGGAUGAUAGGAGGGACCAGCCGACUGACGAGGACGUGGUGAGCGUGCAUCACUCUCUGGCCGAGCAGGCGGCCGACUACACCAAGAAGCCACACGUCUUCCGUUUGCAGACGGCCGACUGGAGGGUUUUCCUCUUUCAGGCCUCAUCCAAAGUGGAGAUGUAUUCAUGGAUCAGCCGCAUCAACCUGGUUUCGGCUCUUCACUCCUCGCCUCCGUUCCCCGCCGCCGUCGGCUCUCAGAGGAGAUUCUGCCGACCGAUCCUCCCCUGCUCGCAGUCUGCUCACACUCUGGAACGUCAGCUGCAGUCUUAUGCAGGAAUGCUGGAAUCCUUCACGGCGGACUUGUCGUACCUGCACGAAAACUUGCCAGAGGGCAAAAAAGCCAAAGCCAAGGAGCUGGAGGAGCAUCGUGUCAGAGCGGAGUACCUGCAGCACGAGAUGUGUCGCUAUGAGAUCUACAUCCAGGGGCUGGAGGCCUGGAAGAGCGUGAAGACGACGGGCAGGUUGAGCGUCGCAGACCUGAGCCUGUUUGAUAAAGCAGUGUCUGCAGACUUUCUGGGGGAUGAAGAUUAUGAUGAAGGCGGGCUGAAAAAGUCCCACUCCAGCCCGUCUCUGGACCUGGAGAUGGCUCCUCCGACGGUGAUCAAAGUCAGACGCAACAUCUCAGAGAGACGGACAUAUCGCAGGACCAUCAUUCCUCGGUGGCAUAAAGAGGUCUGAGAGGCGUUUUAUGAACUGAAUGGGAAACACCAGAGUCACAUCUGAGACCUCAGCAAGUUUUGUUUUAGAGUUUUUCUGCAUUUUUUAUCUUGUGCACUUUUACAAAAUUAAACCUCAGGAACCCCAAACCCUCGAUCUCUCUCAGGAUAGAAAGCAGGACCUGAUUAAUUUGCUGAGUGCCUCAAAAUGUCUGGACCUAAUUUAUUUAGUUUUGUUGUGUUAACUUUGGUACAAAUUUGCUUUCAUUUGUUAUUUUUACUUUGGCAAAAAUAUGCCUUUAAAAUGUAAACCACUAGAGGGUGCUGCAGUACAGCGCAACUCUGAGUGAACGGAGAGGGACAGGAUGUGCUGUUUUAUUUUUAAAGAAGCCUAUUUGCACUUUUAUCGUUUUUAAUAUUAUGUAUAAUAUGUUGUCACCGUUACAUAUUGUUUUCAAAUGAAGGGUUCAUUUUCAAAAAGGCAUGUAUUUUUUUUCUCUUUGGGGAAAAAUAAAAUGGUACUUCCAUUCAUCAUUCA
Molecule: messenger RNA, 4166 nt
Organism: Sebastes umbrosus (honeycomb rockfish)
Lineage: Eukaryota; Metazoa; Chordata; Actinopteri; Perciformes; Sebastidae
Product: PH and SEC7 domain-containing protein 3
Exons: 17
Coding region: 423-3650 (1075 amino acids)
Biological process (GO): regulation of ARF protein signal transduction
Molecular function (GO): guanyl-nucleotide exchange factor activity; protein binding; phospholipid binding
Source: RefSeq, a predicted model, not a curated record